This is a messenger RNA of Chlorocebus sabaeus (green monkey), 4726 nucleotides long. RefSeq names its product family with sequence similarity 110 member B (gene FAM110B). NCBI's taxonomy places the organism in Eukaryota, Metazoa, Chordata, Mammalia, Primates, Cercopithecidae. The record is from RefSeq and is a predicted model, not a curated record.
AAAAAAACUACAGAAAUGGGAAGUUUGCAUUUUAUCUUUGGAUUGGAAUUUGACUGGUAGAAUAUACCCACUUGUAGGAAAUAUAAAAAAAAAUGUUGAACAUUUACAAAUUUGAUUAGAUCAGCUCAGGACUGCUAAUUCUGUAGAACAUAUUGACAAAAAAGAAAUUAAGGGAAAAGAAGUAGAUAAACAACUCUCAGAACUGAGAGUUGCAUUUGACUGGCUGACUUCUCUCCCUUUUCAACAUAAAUUUGUCAUUUUAAAUUUAAUCCAACUCCUUCUAAUUAAAACUUUUCCCAAUUUAUAUUCCAUAGAAAACAUUUUUGAAAUUUAUAUCAUUAAAAAAAAAUAAUUAGAAGCCCUUAAUUUCCUGAAAAAUUAUUUUUAAGAUAGGUUUGUAUAGAAUCAAGUGAAAGUAGUGACUAUUAUAUAUCUAAAAAGAAGUAGGUGAAAUAAUUUGCCUUAUAACAGUGAUUACCAAUAAUGGUUCUGUGUGAUUAAUCAACCCUACCAUUAGCUUCUUGGCCUUCAUGACUUCUGAGUGGUAUUUCUGACAGAACUGUACGAUGGAGGCGUGUUGAGGUACUCUUUUGAGUGCUGUGAUGCUGGAAAGAAAGGGAGACAAUAUGGAGUGGUUGAGAUCACUACUGCUCAGAAGAGCUUAACAUAGAACCCAGAAUCCACCCUGUGCCAGGCCCUGUGCUAAGCACUUACAGCUCAUUGACAGUAACUCUUCAAGGUGGCUCCUAUCAUUGUCUUAGACAAAAAAAUGCAGUUAUUUGCCCAGGGUCAUAGAGCUAGGUAGUGGCAGAUCCAGAACUUUAACUGAGGCAGUCUGACUGUGAGAACGCGUCACAGGAUUUGGCGUCUAGAAGUAGUUUGGCCGUUCAGUUGUGUAGUGGCCAAAUGUGUUUAAUUUUUCCUUUUACGAUAACUUCUGAGAUCCCUUUUCUGUCCCUUGUAACUGCGAAUUAAUCACUGUAGUCAAGAUUAUGAUUUUUUACACCUUGAUUAGCACUUUUCCGCUAUAGAUAGAAAUUUGCCUGGUAUUUCCAACUAUAUUGAAGAGAGAUUAAUUAGCACUUUAUGACAAAUAUGUGGCAAAUUGUUAAUUAGGGUAAAUAAAGUAAGACUCAGAUUUUAUAGCACCACUAUUAUUUUCACAAUAUCAAUUUUAUUAUUUAUUCUUAGUGCUGGAAUCUGAUAAGCUUAACUAAGCCGAUAGUGCUGUGCAUUGAUUUAACCACUCUUUGUUUCUGUAGAUUUCAGGAAAAUAAGAAUACACUUUAAAAAUCACUUAUAGUUUAUAAGGUGACACAUUAAUCCUCAAAGUGACAGGAAGUCGAGAUGAUUUUGUCUAUGAGGUUUAAUUUAUUAAAAUUUAGUUUUCUCCUGUGCUUUGCUCCAAUGGCUCUGUGCUAGCAAACCAGCUAUAAUUAGAUUAGCAGCCUGCUAAACGCCGGUGACAGCCUGCGUCUCAGAGAGCAUGUGCUGGAUUCCGCAUGUGCCUUUUCCUUAUUGGUUGGUGGCGUUGCUGCUCGCCCGUGUGAUAGGUUUCCACAGUAAUCUUUAUGCUGCAUUAGAGACAUAGAUACAGAGGUGCUGUACUGUGUUCUUGCAACGGUGGAGGUGCUUGGCUGGUAACGUUAAAGAAGGAAUAAGGCGCCCGAGAGAAGGCGUUCGUCUUUGUUGUGGAGCAUCAGCCGUUAAGGACAGCCAGCAGCGGUGGGAGGUCAGUGAAGGAGACUCAGUUCAUGCAAUUUCCUGCUGCAGAGAGCAUUUUAAGAAAGGACAGCAUUCCUGUGACCUCUGCCUACCAUCCAUAAAAUACUCAUUCCCCUCUCAGCUCUGCCUGCAGUUGAACACAAAGACCUGGAGGAGACUCCCACCUCUUCAGGGAGAAGAAAGGAGGCAGCGAAGCAGAUUAAAGGAACUUGUGGCUUGUGGCCUUUUUGUGCAAGGGCUGCCUGAAAGGGGAGAAAAGUGUAUGAAAGCCACCGUGGCGGUUAAUGAGCUGUGAGAUGAGGCGCUGCUGCGGCCACUGCUGCUGACACUCGCUCCCAGGCUGCACCCGCUGCCCUUGGCGCUUCAUGUACAUGUGUCUAUUCAGGCCGUGCGGAGGCGUCCAGAAGAGCAUCCAACACGGCUGCCGGGGAAAGACCGCCCACCAUGCCCACGGAGACCCUACAGACAGGUAGCAUGGUGAAGCCGGUCAGCCCCGCGGGCACCUUCACCUCUGCCGUGCCCCUGCGUAUCCUGAACAAGGGGCCAGACUACUUCCGCAGGCAGGCCGAGCCCAACCCCAAGAGGCUCAGCGCCGUGGAGAGGCUGGAGGCCGACAAGGCCAAGUACGUCAAGAGCCAGGAGGUGAUCAACGCCAAGCAGGAGCCCGUAAAGCCCGCCGUGCUGGCCAAGCCCCCGGUGUGCCCGGCUGCCAAGCGCGCGCUGGGCAGCCCCACGCUCAAAGUAUUUGGCAACCACGCCAAGACCGAGAGCGGCGUGCAGAGGGAGAACCUCAAGCUGGAGAUCCUGAAGAAUAUCAUCAAUAGCUCCGAGGGCUCCAGCUCGGGCUCGGGGCACAAGCACAGCUCCCGCAACUGGCCGCCCCACCGGUCGGAAACCACCGACCUGCACCGUCACUCCUUCGCGGAGUCCCUGAAAGUCUACCCCACGCAGGGCCGCGGCAGCCCGCAGGAGGGCGGCUCCCACGUGAGCAGGAGACUGCUGGAGCAGUCAGCCGAGUCCUUCCUCCACGUGUCCCACAGCUCUUCCGACAUCCGCAAGGUGACCAGCGUGAAGCCCCUCAAGGCCAUCCCCUGCAGUAGCUCUGCCCCUCCCCUGCCUCCCAAGCCCAAAAUCGCAGCCAUCGCCACCAUGAAGUCCCCCGAGGCCGACCCUGUGGAACCAGCUUGUGGAGUCAGCCGAAGACCCUCCCUCCAGCGGUCUAAGUCAGACUUGAGUGACAGAUAUUUCCGAGUGGACGCGGACGUGGAGAGGUUCUUCAACUACUGUGGACUGGACCCGGAAGAGCUGGAAAACCUGGGAAUGGAAAACUUUGCAAGGGCUAAUUCUGACAUAAUAUCCCUCAACUUCCGCAGCGCAAGCAUGAUCAGCUCAGACUGUGAACAGUCUCAGGACAGUAACAGUGACCUUAGAAAUGAUGACAGUGCCAAUGACCGUGUGCCGUAUGGCAUUUCUGCCAUCGAAAGAAAUGCCAGAAUCAUCAAGUGGUUAUAUAGCAUCAAACAAGCUAGAGAGUCACAGAAGGUCUCCCACGUGUAAGACAGUGCGUGGAAAGGAGGGAGGGUGGGUCUCUGUGCUUACGCAGUUGUAAAGGUUGUGAGGUCUCCUUGAAGUGUUGUGAGCUUCUCCACUCUUUGUGUUGCUUGUUGUGCAAUGUUUUCAAGUUGCAUGCCUGUCAACAUGGGGACUGACCUGGCUUCCACGUCACCAUCGCUGCAGAGCCUGGCCUAACACGCGUCAUCUGCCAAAAGUUUCAGGCCAGAAUCUAAUUAGGGCUUUGCUCUUAAGCAAAACUGUUUACAAGAAAAUGGUAUACGACUUCUUCAAUAUUUAUGUGGUUCUUGUGUUUUUAUAUCCCGCGCUAUUAUGUCUUAAUUAAAAGUUUUAUCAACUGGCUUUUAAGUUGAGAGCAGAAUCUUUUUGAAAUAAAAAGCCACUUUGCCUACAUGUGAGACUAUUCCAAUGGGACAGUAAAUGGGAUCUGCUACCAAACAGAUAGUGACUGACCGCACAUAGAACCAGGCUGGGUUUUCUGUGGAAUAAAGUGGUGACCCUGACAUUAAUCGUUUACAUGUUGAAAUUCUCUUGCCACUUAGUGAAGUGUCGCUGGGGUAACAAUGCUAAGUUUUGUGUCCGAUUCAGUGUGUAAAUGUUGGUGGUUCUGUGUAAUGCUGACCCCAAGGAAAGACAAUCAGAUGAAAUGAAGGAUGGUUAAAUCUAGGAAGUUGGGUGUUUAGGGGUUUUGUUGAUGUUGUUCUGAUUCGGGAUAUUUCAGAAAUUUUUAAUACUAUCUUUUGACAGAAUGGCCACCCUAAAACAAAUACUGAAUGCCUUUAAAAAAAAAAAAAAAAAAAAAAAAGUUGUGUUCUUUUUGUUUGUUUUUGUCGAGAACUACUAAUUUCAUGUUGUUUCUUUCUCUCUCCCUUUGUUGUUAUUUGAUUUGGGGGAAGGGAGUGAGGCUUGUGCAGGUUUGAGCUAUCGGAAGACAUGAACAGAAGUGAAAAUACCAGCCAUAUCAGUAGAGCCUCCCAUUCAAAAGUGAACACACUUGGUAGCUGAACCAUAUCUGAGCAGCGUGAUUCUGUUGUCUUGCAUAUGUUACUCUCUCAGGCUGUGGGUCUUUGUUACAGCUCUAGGAAACUGUAGAAAUUCAAUGCUAUGUAGCUUUUCCACCCCAUGGUCUCUAGUGCUGCCUAUCAACUUGUCCCCUUUUUUUCCCAAUAACCUGUCUUUCAGGUGGUACAGUUAGCUGUCACUCAGCUGACUCUAUGAUGUGGCAGCAGACAGGGAAACCUACAAGUGGUUUGCCUCAUUGCCUUUGCCACAUCUGAAGUUCUCAGCAGCGCUACCUUAGUCUUCAUCAGCUAAUAGGAAACUUUUUAUGGUGUAAAUGCUGUAAGACUUUGUACAUACUUCAGUUGUUAUGAAAUCUUUAAAGAAAAAAAAGAAAAAGUUACACUAAUAAAUUGCUCUGGUGCAGGCA